This is a messenger RNA of Lucilia sericata (common green bottle fly), 2810 nucleotides long. RefSeq names its product TBC1 domain family member 16 (gene TBC1D16). Gene Ontology annotation, molecular function: GTPase activator activity. Lineage: Eukaryota; Metazoa; Arthropoda; Insecta; Diptera; Calliphoridae. Gene Ontology annotation, biological process: activation of GTPase activity. Gene Ontology annotation, cellular component: early endosome. The coding region runs from base 333 to 2483 and encodes 716 amino acids. The transcript is spliced from 3 exons. The record is from RefSeq and is a predicted model, not a curated record.
UACGCUAAUGUGUAAAGCAAGUAGAAGGUCAAUACUACGUUACUGAAUAAAUGGAAGAUUUACUAACAAAAAAGUUCAAAUUAUUAAAUUUCUAAAAUCAAAUUAAAAAUAAAUGUAUAAAAACAAUUCAGAUGCAUAUGUACAUAAUUACAUAUUGAAAUAAUUAUAAAUGUUUGUGGAUAUUUGUUUAGAUUCUUUUCCAUUUUUAUGGUGGUGGCUCAUAGACAACAAACAUUAGUGGAACGAAAACAAAAAAUUGUCGUGUAGUCAAUACAGUUAAAAGAAUUUGGAAUAAAAAACUGAAGUGGUUUUGUAAUUUUCUAUAUUUCAUUAUGCCCAUCGCAAAUAUUUUAAAGAAAGCAUCAAGCUUAAUACUUGGUGAAGAGAAAAUUAACGAAAAAAUCGAUAUAGUGUACGAAGACAACGAAAUUCUGUUUUGUAAAAAUAAUGUCUGCAUACAUCCGCCAAUUGUAGCUCGACAGGAAUGUGAUAUGCUACACUAUCCCGGAUACUUGACGGUUACAACGAAAACAUUUGUUGACCAAUACAAUAGCGCCAAACGACCAACGUUGCUUCUAACAUGGAUUCCGAAUUCGUCUCUGUGCAAGUGUCCUUCGACCGAUGAAAACUCUACGUUGGACUAUAUCAGAGAACCAUUACCGCCAGCAGCCUAUGGAAAAGUUGAAAAAGUAUUUGCUAGCAGAAGUACUAGUCACGAUGGUGAUGAUGUCAACAAGACAAAACAUUCGGAAACUAUUGCGGCUGCUCAAAAUGAUGGUGGAAAAGAAGACGACGUAACUACUACAGUGGAUAUGCAAGAACUACGUAACGAGUUGCAACCAUUAUUAGGGGGAAAGAAAGCAUCUUUAGAAGACUUGGAGGCUUUAAUAAAAAAGAAUCCAAUCACAUCCGUUAAUAUAACGAUAUCAAAUCCCCAAAUUGAGAACGCUAAUAUUUCACAAACCUACAAUUGUGUAGUGGUUGCGGAUCGAGAACAAUUGCAGCUUAAUUCUGAUGGAUCUGUUUCAGAUGAUAAUAAUCCUAAUUGGAUGACGCCCGAAUUGUUGGCGUUUAAGCACAAUCUUGCCUUUCCAGAUAGUGCUAAUACGACACCAACUGUGCGUCGUAGAGUUAAUAUAAAAUGUCGUCGAUUUUCGGUUGAUCUAAGUCAGAUGCGUUCGUUGCGUCUAUUUUUUAAUGACAAUAGCUGUACAUCAGGACAGCUGGUAAUAGCAUCUCGGGAAUCGCAGUAUAAAAUAUUACAUUUCCACUAUGGAGGUUUGGAUCAUCUAGCUCAGGUUCUUCAUCAAUGGCACUGUUUUCUUCAUAACAUUACGCAUACAAUUGGUAAUGAAAAGCAGAAUUUACCAUACCGCCAAUUCAUGGUUUGUAGACCAGAGGUUAAAAAAUCUGAAUUGCACCCUGAUGAAGGAAAUGUUCAAAAGAUUACAACCAAUUUCUUCUAUGGCACCCUUCUUAAUGAAAAGGGUCAAAUUGACGAUGACUUAAUGCUGCGAAAAUGUGUAUUUUUUGGGGGACUUGAGAAGAGCCUUCGCAAGACCGUUUGGCCCUUCUUGCUUAAGUGCUAUUCGUUUUCAUCGACUUUUGAAGAUCGUGCAGUUUUAAUGGACAUCAAACGUCAGGAGUAUGAGGAAAUCACUAGAAGACGCUUAUACUCAAUGUCACCAGAAGAACAGGUCCAUUUUUGGAAAACCGUACAGUGUGUGGUUGAAAAGGAUGUUGUGCGUACUGAUCGAUCAAAUCCAUUUUUCUGCGGAGACGACAAUCCCAACACUGAAAUAAUGAAAAACAUUUUGUUAAACUACGCAUUCUAUAAUGCUGGAAUAUCGUAUUCGCAGGGCAUGAGUGAUUUGUUGGCCCCAGUACUGUGUGAAAUACAAAAUGAAUCUGAAACCUUUUGGUGUUUUGUAGGACUAAUGCAACGUGCAUUUUUUGUGUGCACUCCAACUGAUAACGAUGUCGAUAGAAAUCUUAAUUUUCUGCGCGAACUUAUACGUAUUAUGUUGCCUCGGUUUUAUGAACAUCUCAAAAAUCAUAGCGAUGCUUUGGAAUUACUAUUUUGUCACCGAUGGCUCUUGCUCUGUUUUAAGCGGGAGUUUACAGAAGCUGUAGUUAUUAGAAUGUGGGAGGCAUGCUGGUCAAAUUAUUUAACAGACUACUUUCAUCUUUUCCUCUGUUUAUCUAUUCUUGCCGUAUAUGCCGAUGACGUUAUUGCUCAAAACCUUCGAGCUGAUGAGAUGCUGUUGCACUUCAGUUCUCUUGCCAUGUACAUGGAUGGACAGUUAAUAUUGCGAAAAGCUCGUGGAUUGCUGCAUCAAUAUAGGCAACUCCCUAAAAUUCCUUGUACAUUAGCAGGACUUUGUAAGAGAUGUGGUCCCGGUAUGUGGGAUUCGGAACAUAGGCCAGCUUUGGAAUGUGUCGGACACACUGAAGAUGAAAAAUGUUCCUUAGCUAUAGAUUAAACUUACAUUUGUUUUGAAAUUAACUAUUUUUAAUUCAACAUGUUGCACACAAGUAUGAAAUGCUACUAUAAUACAUAUGUAUUUGUUUUCUUUAUUACUACUAUAAAAAUAUUUAUUAAUUCGUUGAGCAAAAUACUAAAAAAAUAACAAACAUAAUUAAUAAUAAUGCAAUAACAAAUAAAAGUAUCUUAUUAAAAAUAAGUGUAUCAAAAAUUAACUAUUAAAUAUAAAACGCUUCAUGUGCUUUUUGCUAUGAUUACUUAUAAAAAAUCAUAUGUAUAUCACGAUUCAAAUAAAACUAAUGUUCGAAUUGAUAAACUUUGAAAU